Schistosoma margrebowiei is the source of this 6845-nucleotide messenger RNA. The record is from the annotation of a GenBank genome assembly. Lineage: Eukaryota; Metazoa; Platyhelminthes; Trematoda; Strigeidida; Schistosomatidae.
UGCAGCUUUACAGAAAGUGACUAAUGAAUGAAACAAAUUCAGAGGACGAAGAUGGGAGAUUGGACACAAAUCUAUCGGACACUUUCGAUGACAAACAUGAUAAUUUUAGAUUAUUUAAAGCGUAUAAAGAAGGUCAGUUGGAUUUGAACAUUUUAAGUACACAGGAAGCAAUUUCAGCUGCGACCGCCGCAACAAUUGAUAAUGCUACAAUGUCAUCAACAUUAACAUCAAAAAACGGUCAAAAAGAUGAGACUUCUUCAAAUCAAGGUAUGCUGAAAUCUUGGUGUGCGCCUCAGUCAUCAUCUAGUGAAACAAACCAACCAGUAUCUCCUAACAAACAGUUUACUUUGGGUUCACUUUUGAAACCUAACUUGAUAAGUGAUAUUGCUAAACCUGUUUGUGAAUCUCAGCUGCCAUCUCUAUCACGCGUUCUUGUCUCAUCUGCUAACUUAGCGGAAGAAAACAAGAGAAUACAAACAGGACCAAUUUUAACACCUGGAAAUGCUAUCCUUGUGAAUCAGCGUCAGAGAGGUAAUCCUGUUUUAAAACAGAUACGUAAUGUUGCCUGGGAGUAUGCAGAUAUUGAUCCGGAUUUUGUUGUAGGAAGAAAUAAUUGUAUAUAUUUUCUAAGCUUACGUUAUCAUAAUUUAAAUCCUGAAUAUAUAUUUGAACGUUUACGUCAAACAAAACAACAUUAUCAACUAUCUGUACUUCUUGUUCAAGUGGAUGUAGUAAGUUUAUUAAGUUUACUACAAUUAAAGAAAACAGUUUUUUUUCAAGGUAUGUGGGAAAUAAAGUUAUAUCUGCGACUAAAUUUUUGAGCGUGAAAAUUGAAGUUUUUAAUUAACAGGUUUAUUAAUUAUCCAGUAUAAUAUUUCCUUUAUUGAAAUUGCUAAAAUCACAAACUAUUAUCAUUUAAUGUCUAGGUAGUUAAUCCGGAGUUUCGGACAUAGGUUUUAUAUUGGUUGACAAUUAUUAUCAAGAGAUAUCCAUGACAUGUAUGUAGUUAUGAUCAAUUUAAUUGUAAUGAGUCGGAAACCGAGAUAUUCGACCGCGAAUCUUAAUUUCUUGGUCUUGAUGAUAUGAGUAAUAUACGAUGUGAUAUUUAGGCCUUUUGUGUUUAUCAUAUUGUCUCUGUUAAUGGAUCAUGAUUCUUUCAAGUCUUUUUACUAUUCACAAGUAUGCUAUUCAUUUAAUAAUUGUUACUGUUAUGAUAGAGAUCAUCAAUCAUAAGAUGAUUUUACCGUAAUCUCAAGUCCUUCUUUAAGGGUUCGUUUAUUUAAGGAGCUUUAACUUUCAGCUACUGGGUUUCAGGCUUGAAUCCCUAUCUACUUCAGUACGGAGUGUUGAGUGUCACUGGCAUCCUUCACAAAAAAAUUUAACUCAAAGGUAAAUUCAGAAACCUAUGUAAGGCUAAUUGCAUUCUGUACUUGUAACAUUUAUUUAUCGUCGUAUUCAGAUGAUUCUAUUAUUGUCUGUCAUUUACCGUAAAGUAGUAUUAAAAAAGAUACCUCACACGAAUUCAGUUAGUAAGCUACUAGAUGUGAAUAGUUGCUACAGAGCAAAACCUAACGAAGCCAAAACGAGUGUCUUGGUAAAUUCCAAAAGUUUAAACCUUUGUUUCUUAAUCUGAUUGAUUAAACAUACUGCUAAUUUGGCCAAUCAUUCCAGAAUGAAUAGGUCAUAAUCAACGUAGAGCCUUACAUAUGUGUGUUAGCCGAAUUUUCUAACAUUAACUCAAGAUAAAAUUAAGAUGAGUUGUAAACGAAGUAAAAUAAUAUAUUACCAAUGAUAAUGAGGAAUACACACUGAGAAUAUAGUUUUUAAAGGUAUGGUAAUAAACUUUAAAGAUCCUGGCAACUUAAAAAACCCAUUGAUCUCGAAAAAAUCCUGGGAGUGUCAGUUGUUUGUUUUGUAACUUUUUCAAAAGUCGUAGGUUAGAGAAAGUUCGAAAGCUAAUUAGGAAGUACAUUUUACAAGAAAUAAAUUUUUCUCACGUAUUUUAUGUAAAUGCAUAUUGUAAUCAGCUACAAAAUUAUUUCGGGGUUAGUUUCGUUCUUCAUAUCAGCUUGUAUCAGAUAAACGAUUGAUUAUUUGAUAAAUCAAAUUAUCUUAUAAGCUUCAUUUUAAAUCAAAUCUUUUCAUUACUCAAAGUUUUUUAGAGUCAAUCAACCUAAAUUUACAAUCUCGUUAGUUUGAAUGAUCUAGUUUUUAUCAAAUCCAUAAAAACCAAAUAAAACAUAUUCACUUCAUUUCAGCCAGAUCCAUACUAUCCUUUAAAAGAGUUGUGUAAAAUUUGUUGGACUGAAAGAUUAACCUUGAUGUUGGCUUGGAAGUAAGUUUAUGCGUUUUCAUCUUUGUAAUUUAUUAAUUAAUGAAAUCACUGUCGAAAUGAUUUCGUAUGAUAAACUUUGCCUAGAAGUAGUCGACGAAAAAUCCUGAAUAUAGGUUUCGUGCUCGUCAGCGAAUCAUUUUUUCUGGUUGGCCCGGGACAGAGUGAGUUGGAGAAUGCUGGUCGGCGGCCUAUGCUCCAUUGGGAGCAACAGGCGUAAGUAAGUAAGCUCGUCAGCGAAACGUACCUUCAAUCUUAAGGAAACUUGUUCCUCACGUGUUUCGUACUCGCAUCACCCAUUUUCACGGUCUAAAACGUUACUACUGAAUUUUUUGAGCCUCUGCUGACCAGUAAGAAUGAGAUGUUUUUAAUAGAUUGAUCACUAAGUGGUAAGCCAAUAUUAUGUUUAUUUAACUUCAAGUGCUGAUCAAAUUCCAUCGAUCGAAUCGCAGCGUUGCCACUAGUCUAGAUGAUUUGACAUUGGUCACUACUCAGUGAUCAACCAUUUAUAAAUAAUGAGUUUUAUUUUUUUGUCAAAACAUUUUGAUUAUAUAGACAUUCAAAAUUGAUUCAUUCUGUUUCGUUGUGGCUAAUAAAAGGAAUUAUUUCGACUGAUAUAUUCCUGGUUACACCCAAAAGUAUAAAGUAGGAAUAACUUGUUUUCUAUGUGAGAGGAAUACAUGUUACAUAGUCUUUAUAACUGAUACUGUAACGUAUAUGCUGAUAUAUAAUGAUAAUAUUUAAAGAGCUUUUAUGCUCCAGUUUUUAUGCUUUAUUUGUAAAUGGUCUCAACAAUCAUUGAGCAUUGGGCUUACUAAAAGAAUAGCAAGUGGAUGACACCUCUCUAAUGAAUAGGCUACUAAUUGUUCAAGAGCUGUGAUAUACUGUCUAUUUGGAUCUGCAACGGUAAGUUACGGUGCUACGCUCCUUUACAAUUGAUUAAUAUGCAAACAUUUAUCCUUUUCAACUGCCAAAUCAUAUAUUAACUGACUCUUGCUCCCAGUCACCAGUUCCUCUGUCCAUGCGCCAUACCUCAGCUUGUAAUCUCGAACUAAUGUUGGGGUCCUCAGUGUUACCCACAGUCCUUUUGGUAACAUCAGUUGUUGGUUUGUUUUCAAUAUGCAGUCCAUAAAGACUAGCUUUCGCGACUUCCGAUUUGGUAAUGCGUCAUGGGUUGUUGUUCUGUACACAUUUGGAAAAUAUACAGUACCUUCCCCACCCAACUUUACCUGGGCCUUUCCGAAUGUUUUAACAGACCUCUCUACUUUUCUGUUUGGUUUAGAGUUAAUGUGGUAGUGAAGAGAUGUAGAUAAUAGAUUUUCAACUGAAGAACUUUCAAAAAUGUUCGGAAGUAAACUACGACCUUUUUUCUGACAGCCCAUUCUGAGAAAAGUCUCCGUCAGCGGAAGACUUUGUUAGUUCUUAGUGCUACCACGAGAAUUCCUAGUGAUUUUGAGAACACAUCAGCAAAAAUCAGGCGAUUGAUGUCACUGAUUAGCCCGGCUAAACCUGCGUGCUCUGGAUGAUGGGUCUUCAUGUUGUGACCAUAGGGCUGGUGGUACUCGACCGUCCAGUUUUGCUGCUUGCCGAAAAUUAGAAGCCAUCCACGAAUUUGCACAAUCUAUUAGUUUUCAAACAGUCAGCAAGCCAAACUUCGAACAACGAACUUCAUACACGUAAUGCUCGGGUGACUGCGGUAAAACUGAUGUAGAAUCUGAGAGAGAAGACGUCUAGGAACCACCAUGUGGUCCCACUGUAAGUCAGUUAUCUGCGAUAAGUAAUGAUUUUCAGCAGUGGGUAAUUUGUUUCAGCUCUUCAUCGAGAGGGUUCUGUGACCACCCUAUCAUAAUGAUCGGUAAGGAAUGGUUUAAAUAAGUCAGUAUCGAUUUCAAGCUGUGAGAUCGCAGAAAAAUCUACACUCUUUAAUCUGGUUCCAUGAAACGUACUCACUCAGAAAAAGUGGGGACCGAGGAUGGUGUUUUUAUGGUAAAAAUAGGCUUAAUAAUCAAUAAUUCUCAACAAUGAAGCAGAUACAAUCGUUAAAACUGACAUUUUAUGUGUGGCUUGAAUGCUGUCUGGAUCUAACUAGCAGCAUACAUAGGCUACAAGUAAUAAACUGGCUCCAUCUGUCAGUGUCAGUUCCUCCAGAACGAUUUGGCCUGAGUCCCCUAUAUGGUCAAACCGACGGUGCAUAGUUCAGUUCUGAGUAAUCAAGAGAGUAAAAUUGGAGGUGCUGGGGAUAUUGAGUCCUUAAAGAAAUCUUAGUAGGAAGGAAUUAAGUGAAAGAUUAUGCAUUGAUUUAAAUGCGAUUCCCAGUAUAAUAUUUGUAAUAGUUCUCUGCAAAAAUUGUUCAGUUUUGCAAUAUUUUUAAUGUGUAUAGUGGAAUGAAUUAGAAUGUUAGUUUAUCUUGAUGGAACUUUUAGACAUGCUUGGACUUCUGUCCCUAGUUAGUGGCCUUAGGAAAAUUGGAUAGGAAGCAGUAUCGUCCACUAUCACUGAAGUUAGAAAUUAUUCGCGAUAUGCACAAGAAAAUCAGAAUUGUUAAUCGUCUUUUUUAAUUUCAAAAUAUACCGUUUUUACGCACUUACAGUAUGGAGGAAGCAGCACGAUAUUUAGAAGCUUAUAAAGCCUUGGAAAACAAACCUCCAGAUAACUUAAUGGCAGAGCCAGCCGCACAAACAGAUCAUAUCGCACAAGUUACAGAUUUCUUAACUUCGGUUCGACGUAUCACAAAAGCUGAUGCUGUUUCAGCGAUGAGAAAAUUCGAUGUAAGUGUGAAUAUCUUCUUAGUUUGUGUUGUGUAUUGAGACUAUAAUUUGUGGACAACCUUCGAGCGACGCUGAAGCGACCUUGAGAAUGUCCACCUUACUGGGUUAUGAACAAGUUUGAGGAUUUAAAAUUAUAAUUCACAGCCGAUGGUUAGGGUAAGGAAUUAGACUUAGGGUUUAUGGUGCGAACUGGCAUCAACUAAAAUGUCAAAACGCUAUUUAGCCGGUGGAUGAAUGAAUUUCGCACCAAAAUCCAAGACCUGUUGUCCUAAAUCUGAUUGGUUCGUCCACAAAGUCUCACCUUGUUUGCUUGGUUUUUAAUUGCUUGUGUAGUUGGUAAAUAGCAGCAAUUGAAAUAAAAUAGAUAUUAUUGACUAAUAGUUGAUAAACAACUAAGCUGAGUAGCAUAUUGCUAGUGAAGUAUUCAGUCAGCUGUUUUCGCACUAUACAACUCAAGAUUUACAAUGAAAAAUAACUUGAGAGAACUUUAAUCCCAUCAUCCUGUUCUUGAAAGAAUUAAACGGAGCAGAACAACGUACCAUAACGUCUCUGAUUAUGGCAAUAAGUGUUACGAAUCUUUGAGUGAAGUACACCUGGGUGAUUUAGAUCUACGAUUUCCUGUUCAUCAUUUUUAACGAUCUAUAACAUAUUUAAGUUAAAAUAGCUUAGAUCCUGAUAAUCCUAAUAGUUAUUUAAAAAUACUCUAAUAAGCAUCAAAGCAUGUUAUUAUUUAAUUCAUUUCAAUUUAGGUUGAUGCGAUAAAAUAUUUAUUUCACUCAUUAUUAUACACAAUGAUACAAUCCAGAUUGUACGAAAUAACAACCCAGAACAUUUUAAACUUAAUAAUUGACUAGUAUACAUGUAAUCAAGGCAGAUGAAUUAAAACGAAUAUUUGGAGGUUUAUAAAAACUGAUUUGCUUUCGUAUUCUAUUGAUAAGUGAAUAAUAAAAUUAAUAAUAGCAGGUUAGUACGUAAAUCAUAAGUUGUUUUGAAAUAAAUUUUUUAAAUUUUACAUGUGACUUCAAGGCCGGUUAGUUAUCACGUGAUUUAUUCACCGGUCGAAAUACGACUUAUUAACUCUUGUACUGUAUUAAACCAAUGAUGUUCGACCGGUAUGAGCAGCCUAGCGUCCUUAUUGAUCCUUUGCUUCCCUAGCCCGUCCAGUUGAGUCCAGAACACCAAUAACAGCUUCCGCCAUGCGAAUCAUUGAUUUCAAACAUGCUUGGUUUAUAUUACCAGCCGAACAGACCGCAUCAUACCAUGAAUUAGGAAAUAACAUCUAUACAAGAUCAAGCCAAAAAGUGGCUGUGAACGUGGGAGACGAUAACAAAUAAACUGAACAUAAUUUAAGAACAGUAAAUCGUACAGUAAUGAUUUAUAAGUCAAAAUGGAUCUUAUAAUAAGAGGAAUAUAGAUAUACCUAAUUUAAUUACGGAACAGUUAUACAAUAGGAAUAUAUAAUAUUAGUCUGUUAAUAGAUCUCAGGGGUUACCCGUAAUUUAAUCUUCACUAGGAUAUAACAGUACAAGAAUUAGAUAGCUUUUCUUAUUCAAUGUAAACUUUCAGACUGUAGCCGACAUAAUACGAGCUGAUCAAUCAACUUUGGAGAAGUGCCCUGGUUUCGGUCAGCUUAAAGCCCGUAAACUCACUGAAGUUUUCAGAAUGCCAUUUAUAAAGAAAAAUGAUAUGAAUUAGAGCAAAAACAUUCUGUACAUAUUUUGCAUAAAUAAAAGUUUCUAUUCUAA